AUGCCACCAAGCAGUUGGUGUGAGGGGCCGGAGUUUCACUCCCCAGCGCAGGCUCUGCCUUGCCAGACGCUCACCAUGGAACUCCUAGAGACCAACCCAUACUUUUUCACAGACCAACGUUUUUAUGAUGGGGAAAACUACUUGAGCCCUCGCUUACAUGGCUAUGAGCAGACGGCCUACCAAGAUCGAGCAGCCAUGACCCUAUGCCCGGAGGGAAGGCCUGGCAUAGAGGAGAAGGCGUCCGCCCUGCCUGACCACAGUCCUGGACAGUGCCUGCCUUGGGCAUGCAAAGUAUGCAAGAGGAAAAGUGUCUCCAUUGACAGACGCCGUGCAGCUACCCUGAGGGAAAAGCGACGGCUGAAGAAAGUCAAUGAAGCUUUCGAAGCUCUGAAACGAAGCACCUUACUGAACCCAAACCAACGGCUCCCCAAGGUGGAAAUCCUGCGCAGCGCCAUCCAAUAUAUUGAACGCUUACAAGCUCUGCUCAGUACUCUUAACCAACAAGAGCGGGACCAGCGGGAACUGCGUUAUUGUAACACCAGUACCCAGCCAGUGGUGGCUAGUGACCAUGGACAGAGCAGCACCUCAUGCAGUCCAGAGUGGAGCACCCAGUUGGAAUUCAGCACUCAUUCUGGAGAUCAUCUGCUGAGUGAUGAUUCUUCUGAAGACCGCAACCUUCACUCACUGUCUUCCAUCGUGGACAGUAUUGCCGUUGAGGAUGUGUCUGCUGUGUUCCAAGAAGAGAGAGCUCAGAACUGAGGGUGCAGAAAAUGAUGUACAUCUCUCCAACAGCUUGUAGGUUGAAGACACAUAUUAGGACUUUACACUUUGGAGAACCUGCUACCCUCACUAAUACCGGAUGAUAUUCCAAAAGGGUAAUGUUCUCCUUCCCAGUUAACAUUGGAUGAUGUUUUAUUUCCCAAGCCAGUCAUAGACUUUAAUCAGUGAAGCCACCUACCUAAUUCCGUAUGUCUGAAAACUGGUUCUACUCCUCCUCACAUCUUUCUAA
Pogona vitticeps (central bearded dragon) is the source of this 1009-nucleotide messenger RNA. RefSeq names its product myogenin (gene MYOG). Lineage: Eukaryota; Metazoa; Chordata; Lepidosauria; Squamata; Agamidae. The record is from RefSeq and is a predicted model, not a curated record. Gene Ontology annotation, biological process: positive regulation of skeletal muscle fiber development; positive regulation of myoblast differentiation; muscle organ development. Gene Ontology annotation, molecular function: DNA-binding transcription factor activity, RNA polymerase II-specific; protein dimerization activity; RNA polymerase II cis-regulatory region sequence-specific DNA binding.